Messenger RNA from Mesitornis unicolor (brown roatelo), 3525 nucleotides. RefSeq names its product vascular endothelial growth factor receptor kdr-like. The annotation marks the transcript as partial. Gene Ontology annotation, molecular function: vascular endothelial growth factor receptor activity; ATP binding. The transcript is spliced from 26 exons. The record is from RefSeq and is a predicted model, not a curated record. NCBI's taxonomy places the organism in Eukaryota, Metazoa, Chordata, Aves, Mesitornithiformes, Mesitornithidae. Gene Ontology annotation, biological process: vascular endothelial growth factor receptor signaling pathway; protein phosphorylation; multicellular organism development. Gene Ontology annotation, cellular component: signaling receptor complex; plasma membrane.
AUGGUCCCCAGGCCGAGCGUCGCCCUGGCAGUCUAUGCCCUUCAGGGGCUCCUCCUGAUGCACGGUCUUGCUGAGGAAGAAUUUUUUGAGAAACCAAUGCUAAGCAUUGCAGAAGACCACAUUGUCAUCUUACCAGGAGACACCCUAAAAAUAAAAUGCAGGGGAGCCCCUUCUGUAAGUUGGCUUUUGAGAGAGGAGCAGAGGGAAGACCCCCGGGUGCACAUCAGUAACUGUGGCAAUAACACAAGGCAAAGCUGCAGCACGCUCAUCAUGAGGAAAGUCAUCGCUAACGACACCGGUUACUUCACCUGCGUUCGUGAUGACUCCCCAUCUAAUGAGGAGCUCAUGGCCAAGAUCUAUGUGUUUGUUAAAGACUACAGAAAUCCAUUUGUGAAGAUUAACCCAGAGCAUCCCGACAUAAUCUACAUUUUAGAUACUAAGAAAACGUUUAUUGUCCCGUGCCGAGUUACCUCACCAGAUAUCAAGCCUAAGCUUACCCAGUAUCCUUCUUCUGCAGAGGUGAGCUUCAGGAGGAUGGUGUGGGACCCAAGGAGAGGAUUUGUCAUCCCCUCUUUCUCUUUCAUUUACUCUGGAGUCCUCACGUGCACGGCAAACGUCAAUGGAAGCGUCUUCACUUCCUAUUACCUGGCACAGAGACUGGAGGACAGAGCACAGAACCUGGCUCUGAAAGCAACUCCCAAAAAGCUGCUGGUCGGAGAAACUCUGUAUCUGGAAUGCAGAGCAGAAACCUUUUACAACGGGCGCAUCGAGCUCAUCUGGACGUGUCCUAAUGGGAGACACCCUCAUCCUAAGAGAACAAUGAAGCAGAGUGACUCAGUGAAUAAGGUUGGGAGUAGCCUGACCAUUGAGAAUGUCACCAUGCAAGACGGAGGCCUGUACGUAUGCAAAACAUUCAAUGUAACGAGGCUGGAGGCCAACGUCACCGUGACAGUGUAUGACAAACCUUUCCUCACGGUUUCACAUAAGAAAGGGCCUUACUAUGAAACUACAUCAGGACACAAGUCAUUGAAAUUAGCUGCAAAGGUGGAUGCCUUCCCUCGCCCAAGCGUCACCUGGUACAAAGAUGGCAAACUGAUCAAGGACAACCACACUUGCUACGAGCUGGAUCCUAUCAAGUACAGGCUGGGUAUAAGAGAUGUGAGACCAAAGCAUGCUGGAAACUACACCAUCGUCUUGAGCAACGCAAAACACAGCCUGUAUAAGAACCUCACGAUGCAGCUGGUAGUGCGAGAGAGACCCAAAAUCUAUGAAAAGGAAACUGAUUUUGAUAAGAUUGUGCGGAUGGAAUUGAGAAGCAAACACAAAAUCCAGUGCACCGUAAGUGGGAACCCUGACCCGAAGAUCGAGUGGAAGUGGCAGCCCUGCAGCCUCACAGACACACUGUGCAACCCCAGUGGGCAAAAAAUUGUGGUUCGGGAGAACACGUUCAUAGGCAACAAGAUCGGAAGCAUUGAAAACAUACCCCUGAGGAACGGGGAUAAAAGAAAGAUUGUGAGCACACUAACCAUGGAAAACAGCAGUGCGUCAGGGAUCUAUUACUGUGUGGCUUCAAACAAGAUCGGCGAAGAAGAGAGGAGCAUUGAGUUCUACGUCUCAGAUGUGCCAUCUGGGCUGCAAACAGACCCACAAGUCACAACCAUUGUGGGGAAUGAGGUCCGGUUGACCUGUCGGGCCUCCAGGUACAUCUAUAGUCACCUGGCCUGGUACCACCCCUCCGCAGAGGCGGCUCGCAGCGACUCCGUCAUCAAGAAAACCGACAGAUAUUCCAUUUCUUUGACACUGGUCAUCACCAACGUCACGAAGGAACAGAGCGGCCUCUACAAGUGCAGAGCCCAGAACCAGCACAACAGCACUGACACGCUGGAGCAGCACACACAGCUCCUCGUCAGAGCAAAGGCAGCACCGUAUGUGAUACAAAACCUCACGGAUCUGGAGGUUAACAUCAGCGGCAAGAUCAUUCUGGAGUGCAAGGUCAGUGGGACGCCAGACCCUCAAAUCACGUGGAGGAAGAAUGGCUACCCCAUUUCAGCAGCAUCAGGAAUAUCCAUGGAAAAUAACACCCUGGUCAUUGAGCGAGUGAAAAAGGACGAUGAAGGGCUCUAUGAAUGCAGGGCAUCCAACGACAUGGGCCAAGACAGCACCUCAGCCUUCAUCAAAAUACAAGGUUCUGAGGAGAAAUCCAACAUUGAAGUUAUCAUUUUGGUCUGCACUGGCCUGGCCGCUACCCUUUUCUGGCUUCUUCUGACCCUUUUCAUUCGGAAACUGAGAAAACCUGACACCACAGAUAUUAAAACAGGAUACCUGUCAAUUAUAAUGGAUCCAGAGGAAAUGCCUCUUGACGAGCAGUGCGACCGCCUUCCCUACGACAGCAGCAAAUGGGAGUUCCCAAGAGACCGGCUGCGCCUGGGUAAAACACUGGGUCAUGGUGCUUUUGGGAAGGUGGUGGAGGCGUCUGCUUUUGGCAUUGAUAAAUCUUCAACCUGCAAAACAGUUGCCGUAAAAAUGCUUAAAGCAGAAUGUGCAACUACUAAUGAAUGCAAGGCUUUAAUGUCUGAGCUGAAGAUCCUCAUCCACAUAGGACAUCAUCUGAAUGUAGUCAACCUCCUGGGAGCCUGCACCAAAGCUGGAGGUCCUUUAAUGGUCAUCGUCGAAUAUUGUAAAUAUGGAAAUCUGUCCAACUACUUAAGAGGAAAACGAGGAGAUUUCAUUGCAUACAAGUCCCAGGAAAACUCUGACCAAGCAGAGAAAAGCCUGGACGAGUCCAACUGUGAUUUGACUGAACUGAUCAAGAGGCGCCUCGAGAGCGUAGCCAGCACAGGAAGCUCUGCCAGCUCAGGAUUUAUUGAAGAUAAGAGUUACAGCGAUUCAGAAGAUGACGAAGAAGAUGCUGAGGAUCUGUACAAGAGGCCCCUGACUUUGGAGGACCUGAUUUGCUAUAGCUUCCAAGUGGCAAAAGGCAUGGAGUUUCUCGCCUCCCGAAAAUGCAUUCACCGGGACUUGGCAGCGAGGAACAUCCUUCUUUCGGAGAACAACGUGGUGAAGAUCUGUGACUUUGGGCUGGCCAGGGAUAUCUAUAAGGACCCCGACUAUGUACGGAAAGGAGAUGCAAGACUUCCACUCAAAUGGAUGGCUCCCGAAGCUAUUUUCGAUAAAAUUUACACAACACAGAGUGACGUAUGGUCUUUUGGAGUGCUGCUAUGGGAAAUAUUUUCUCUAGGUGCCUCGCCAUACCCUGGAGUGCAGAUCGAUGAGGACUUUUGCCGACGGCUCAAAGAAGGGACCCGGAUGAGAUCUCCAGAGUACUCCACUCCAGAAGUCUACCAGACGAUGCUGGACUGUUGGCAUGGAGUGCCCACGGAGAGACCUACUUUCACCGAGCUUGUGGAGCGCUUAGGAGAUCUUCUUCAAGCCAAUGUACAGCAGGUACAGCAAUACAAACGUUUCUUCAACAAAUGUGUACAUAUACGUGUCUAUGCGUGUGGAUAUGUGGACACGUGUGCACAG